CUCCUCGAGGCCUCCUCAAGCAGUGCGGCAAAGAGACGCUCCGACAGAAGGAGGCGCAGCAGCUCGACUUCUGCACACUUCUGGCCCUGCGAGCUCUCAGAGAGCAGCAGGGAGAGGAGCCCAGCGAGGCCCAUCCACGCCCCCCAUGGAUUUUAAGGCCAACCUCAAAGGCCUCAAGGCCAAGGCGGAGGAGGAGCGCAAGGUCAGCUCCCCCCCGCAGGUCGACUUCCGCGGCGUGUUGGGCAAGAAGGUCGCCGGCGGCAAUGGGAGCAAAGAGGCGAAAGGCAAGAACGCCGAGGACUUCCGCUCCGUCCUCACCAACAAGAAGAAGCCGGGGAGCGCCGAGAAGAACGGGGAGAACAACUGCGUGGACGGGGGGAUUAACGAGAAGAAGGGUGGAGAAGCAGGUAGAGGAGGUGGAGGAGGUGGAGGGAAGGCACCGGAGUUCGUGGAGAAGCUGAGCGAUGUGACGGUGCUGGACGGACAGAGGCUCCGGCUGCAGUGCCGCCUCGCCGCCUCCGACGCCGCUGUCAGCUGGACGCUGGACGGGAAGCUCAUCAAGUCAUCCAAGUUCAUCGUGCUCUCCAAUGAAGGAGGACUCUGCUCGCUGUCUAUAGACAAAGCUCUACCAGAGGAUGAAGGACAAUAUAAAUGCAGAGCUGAGAACUCAGGAGGCAAAGCUGAAAGUUCCUGCAUCGUUCUCGUUGACGAUCCAUCAGAAAACUCUCCGGCUGACAAGAAGUCCAAGAAGACGACUCCGACCUCAGAGAGUGAAGCAAGAAUAAAGAAACCUGCAGCCAAGACUCCUCCCAAACAAGCGCUGCCUCCUCAGAUCCUGCAGUUCCCUGAGGACAUGAAGAUCAUGGCGGGGGAGAAGGUGGAGAUCCUCUGCAAGUUCUCUGGAGCUCCUCCCAUCAACUGCACCUGGUUGAAGUUCAGGAAACCAAUCCAGGGCUCGGGGGACAUUUCUAUAGAGAGCAGUGACAGCAGCAGCAGGCUGACCAUCAGCAGCGGGCAGCAGGAGCAUUGUGGCUGUUACACCAUCGAGCUGAGGAACCACGUGGGCCUCCGUCAGGCCGCCCUUAACCUCACCAUCGUCGACAAACCCGACCCCCCAGCGAGGGUCCCCGCCGCCUCAGAUGUGCGCCGGUCCAGUCUGACACUGUCCUGGUACGGACCCACCUACGACGGAGGCAGCGCCGUGCAGUCCUACAACCUGGAGAUGUGGGACUCGGUGGAGCCACAGUGGAAGCUCCUGGCCUCCUGCAACAGCACCUCCUACAACGUACAGAACCUUCUCCCGGAGCGGCAGUACAAGUUCCGCGUCCGGGCUGAGAACAUCUACGGAGUUGGAGAGCCGAGCGCCGAGUCAAUGCCGGUGACAGUCGGCCUGGUGGAUGAUGAUGAGGAGGCCGAGGCAGAGGAGGAGGACGAUGACGUGGACAAGGAGCCAGACUACAGAGACGUGUCCAUCAGGACGGACGUGAAGGUGAAGGAGCUGUACGACGUAGAGGAGCGGUUGGGAACGGGGAAGUUUGGUCAGGUGUUCAAACUGGUGGAGAAGGCCACAAAGAAGGUCUGGGCGGGCAAGUUCAUCAAGGCAUACUCAGCCAAAGAGAAGGACAACGUCCGGCACGAGAUUGGCAUCAUGAACAGCCUCCAUCACCCCAAACUUGUCCAGUGCAUCGACGCCUUCGAGGGCAAGUCUGACAUCGUCAUGGUGCUCGAGAUGAUCUCGGGGGGCGAGCUCUUCGAGCGGAUCAUUGAUGAAGACUUUGAGCUGACUGAGAGGGAGGUGAUCAGAUACAUGCUGCAGAUCAUCGAUGGAGUCAGCUUCAUCCACAAGCAGGGCAUUGUCCACCUGGACCUCAAACCCGAGAACAUCAUGUGUGUCAACAAGACCGGCGGAAAAAUCAAACUCAUUGACUUCGGUCUGGCCAGGAGACUAGAAAAUGCAGGAACUCUGAAGGUUUUGUUUGGGACUCCAGAGUUUGUUGCUCCAGAAGUAAUCAACUAUGAAGCCAUCAGUUAUCCUACCGACAUGUGGAGUAUUGGAGUCAUCUGUUACAUACUGCUGAGCGGUCUAUCCCCCUUCAUGGGCGACAACGACAACGAGACUCUGUCCAACGUCACCUCGGCCUCCUGGGACUUCGAAGACGAGGCCUUCGACGAAAUCUCGGACAACGGAAAAGAUUUCAUCACCAACCUGCUGAAGAAAGACAUGAAGGCCAGGCUCACCUGUGCUCAGUGUUACGAGCACACCUGGCUGAAGCAGGACACCACCACCAUGAAGGCCAAGAAGCUCUCCAAGGAGAGGAUGAAGAAGUACAUCCUGAGGAGGAAAUGGCAGAAAACGGGUCACGCCGUGCGAGCCAUUGGCCGCCUGUCGUCCAUGGCGAUGAUGGCAGGAGUAAGCGCCAAGAAGGGGUCGCCCACCGAAGAGGACAACCAGUUCCUAGAGUGUCUGGAGCUGGAGCAGAAGACGGAGUGUAACCCCACCUUCAGCUCGGUGAUCAGAGACGUGGAGGUGGUGGAGGGCAGCGCAGCCCGUUUCGACUGCAAGAUCGAAGGUUUCCCCGAUCCAGAGGUGGUCUGGUACAAAGACGAGCAGCCGAUCAAAGAGACGCGACAUUUUCAGAUCGACUACGACGAGGAUGGAAACUGCAGUCUGGUCAUUUCAGAGGUGUCGGGCGAUGACGAUGCCAAGUACACGGUGAAGGCUGUCAACAGUCUCGGGGAGGCGACCUGCACUGCCGAGCUGCUGGUGGAGGUGAUGGCUGGAGAGGAAGAGGAAGAGGAGGAGGAAGAAGAGGAAUAGGGCAUGUGAUGGUCUGGACUCCCACAGGAGACAGGUGGAGAAGGUGGGGUUUCGUGAUGACCAGUGAUGUAUGCUAAACCCCGCCCACCUGAAACCUGGAGAACGGAAGCCCUGCCCCCCCUGGUUAGCCUCCAUCUAUUGGUAGAUUUCCUCUGACAGUUUAUUACAUUGAAAGAGGGUUUUUGGUCUUACAUCACAUUCAAAUAUAAACUUAUAUUAAUAAAAAGUUCAUGAUUCACAUCUUGUACAAACACACAGUUCCACUAAUCAACAAGUGGAGCUUGUGAGUUCAGAGACACAGUUGUUUUUUCAUUCAACCGUUUCCACCAUCUUCUGGAUAUAUUAAACUGGGUUAGAAAAGAUAACAGAAGGUCUUCUGCAUUAGUAGUGACCACCAGGGUCUAUGAGAAAACAACUUGAACAAUUUCUUCACAAUUUAUUCCCUCAGUAAACAUUGUAAACAUGAGUUUAUGGUCCCAAUCUCUGGUUUCAACUCUUCUUCAAUGCAGCAUGAUGUUCAUUUAGUGAAUGAUGGUCCAUUUAGAGUACAACAGACCCUAAAGCAGGGGAUGCUUUAGGGGCUGUUUUUAUCUUUAACCCCUUUAAGUAUCAUCAAAGUAAAUUGAAACAUGUUGGUCACAACGUGUUUCAUUCACCCUUUUGGGUCACUUCUGCUUGUUAAAUAACCAGACGGCCACAGUUAAACUCUAGAACCUCGAGGCUUCAGAAGGUCCAGAAAGCGAUGGGUGACGUCACCGCGACUACGGUCACUUCUUCAGGGAGACAUCAGUCACGUGGCCUUAAAGUUUGUUAAUUCAUUAAUGUUUCCUAGAUCUCUCAAUGGAACUGUGUGUUUGAGCAAAUAAGCAUGAAGAAAUGUUUAUGGAAACACAACGACUGAUCCUAAAUAUUCCUAAAAUAAACUACAGCUUGGAGGGUUAGAAGGCAGAGACGUUGUUAAACACCAAAACAUCCCAGUAUCAACUUAGAGGAAACACAUUGAUAAAGAGGUGCUACUCCUGGUAGCACUCUAAUGCUAACCAAAUGUGUGCCGCUCCCAGGGCCUCUCCCCCAAAUACUCAUGGGGGCCGCAGUUGUUCGGGCGUGAGCCUCUAUGGAACCAAACCCUGCCGAGCUGGGGCAUGUGAACCGUCUCCCUGUGGGAGGCCGGGUGAGGAAGACGAUGGCACAACAAAGGCAGCUUCACAUUCACAGAGUUAUGUCCCUUAUAAGCAAGGCAGUUGGGUGGCGUUAGUGGGGUGUUAAAUGGAGCGGUAAAGACUCAAAAGCGAUUGAACAUAACUGCAUAAUAAACCUCACUAGAACUAAUUUCUUGACAGCUAUCAAGCAUUUGUUAGCUAAUGUCACUCUAAUAAUGUUUUAGAUUGGUAGCUUUCAAGUAUCUAUAAGAAAAGAGUUUGGGUCACGGUUAACUUACAAAAAAUAGCUAACGUCAGGAGUUAAUUGGAUCUGUUCUGAACCUCUAGAACACAAUUUGUGAGCAAAAAAUCGAUAGCUUUGUAGCUAACAUCGGCUUAGUGAUGUUAGCGCAUGCUAGCUGAAAACCUCCCUAUUUUUCUGUAUUGAAGGUGGCAACUCUAGCUGAUAGCUAACGGAGGAGUAGUGAUGCUAGCAUUUAACACAACAACAUAGCGCAACUGAGCUGCUAAUGACCCAUAAAAUAAGUGCCUUAACGUAACCAGACUCUGUGACUGUGAGACUCAGGGAGAGAAAACAAUUACAAUUACAAUGUUAUUAGGGCUUUCGCCCGACUUUCAGUCGGCUCAGGCCCUAAUAACAACGAAAAUUUAAUGUGGCGCUUUUUUUUAAUAAUCACGCUAAGCGCCUUAAAGCCAAAUGGAACCACUUUUUAUCAAAUCACAUCUGAGACCUUUUGGGACUACAAAAGUGUUUCCCUUCCUACUGCUUGACAACAUGUUAUUUAGCGUGUUUUCACAGAAUGCUAUUUUGAAAUAUUUUGGAAAUACUCGUUGGUACAACUCGUAAUCUCACAAGGACCUCACUUCAAAAUUAUUUGAAACCUCAACUAUACAAGAUACAAAUUGUAUUAUUACGCUAAAGAAAUAUAUUUCUAAUAUGCAGACUAAUUUUCAUAUCUCAUAUAUUCAUCAGAUUUUUUCUUUUUAAAAUAACAUAAUGUCAUUAUGAUUUAAAAAAAAGAAUUAUUUUAAAAAGUUAAGGUUGAAAUGGAACAAGCUCCCAGUGACCUCUGACCCCUCGUGGAGGCGAUCAGGCAAACUCUUCUUUUUCACAUUCAAGCUCUUUGUUUGUGCUUUAACACAAAAAAGUCAAAAGGUUUUCAACCAAAGAAAUGUAAUAGUUCACAUGUGUGUGUGUUGUGCGUGUGCGUGUGUGUGUGUGUGUGCGUGCGUAUGUGUGAGUUUGUGUUUGCGAUCAUCUAUCCUUUAAACUGUUUUUUGUGUUUGCUGUUUGUUUAUUUGCAGAAUGUUUUAUUUUUUAGACUUAUUUAAUGCACAUAUGUAUAAUUGUGGUAUUAGCAUUCUCUCUCCAGCACUUAGUUUGUCACUGUGGUAACGGCGUGGACCAGUUUGUUCUGUAUUAGAUGUACGUAGGUGAUACUUGUUUCAUUUGUAUAAACAUAUAUCGGUUUGAUGAGCUGCAGAUGACAUGUACAAGAACACAGAAAUAAAUCACAAAACAAGC
Molecule: messenger RNA, 5503 nt
Organism: Pungitius pungitius (ninespine stickleback)
Lineage: Eukaryota; Metazoa; Chordata; Actinopteri; Perciformes; Gasterosteidae
Gene: mylkb
Product: myosin light chain kinase b
Exons: 19
Coding region: 146-2818 (890 amino acids)
Biological process (GO): protein phosphorylation
Molecular function (GO): ATP binding; protein kinase activity; protein binding
Source: RefSeq, a predicted model, not a curated record